Molecule: messenger RNA, 3473 nt
Organism: Daucus carota subsp. sativus
Lineage: Eukaryota; Viridiplantae; Streptophyta; Magnoliopsida; Apiales; Apiaceae
Product: valine--tRNA ligase, chloroplastic/mitochondrial 2
Exons: 27
Coding region: 140-3055 (971 amino acids)
Biological process (GO): valyl-tRNA aminoacylation
Cellular component (GO): cytoplasm; cytosol
Molecular function (GO): ATP binding; aminoacyl-tRNA deacylase activity; valine-tRNA ligase activity
Source: RefSeq, a predicted model, not a curated record
UACAUUCGAACCCGGGGAAGCUCGAGCCCAGACUUAUCCAUAAGUUUCAAGCACAGGCAGGCAUACAGCGUGUGCGUCUAUAUUCGCGCUCUGUCCUUGGCCAUUACAACUACCAGUAACAACGCCAUUGCCAAUUCCAAUGGCGUUGCCAAACCCCUCCCUUCUAUCAUCUUCCUCCCUCUACAGACUCAAUCCUCUUCUCUUCUCUCAACGUCGUCGUAGCAUCACACUCUCCUCACUCCAUUUCACUUCCCUCAAACCAAGGCUUUUCACAGCUUCCGCUUCUUCGGAGAGCGAUGUGUUUACUUCUCCGGAGGUCUCUAAAUCGUUCGAUUUCACUAAUGAAGAACGAAUAUACAACUGGUGGGAAUCUCAAGGUUAUUUCAAGCCAAACUUUGACAGAGAAAGUGAUCCCUUUGUGGUCCCAAUGCCACCUCCUAAUGUCACUGGUUCAUUGCACAUGGGGCAUGCUAUGUUUGUGACUCUAGAGGAUAUCAUGGUUAGAUACCAUCGUAUGAAGGGCAAGCCUACACUUUGGCUUCCUGGAACUGAUCAUGCUGGCAUUGCAACUCAGUUGGUUGUGGAAAGAAUGUUGGCUUCUGAAGGAAUAAAAAGAUCUGAGCUUGGCAGAGACGAGUUCACAAAGCGAGUUUGGGAGUGGAAGGAGAAGUAUGGUGGAACUAUCACAAACCAAAUAAAGAGACUCGGUGCUUCUUGUGAUUGGACUAAAGAACGUUUCACGCUUGAUGAGCAACUAAGUCGAGCUGUAAUUGAGGCUUUCAUUAGGCUGCACGAGAAAGACCUUAUCUAUCAAGGAUCCUACAUGGUCAAUUGGUCUCCUAACUUACAGACUGCUGUCUCUGACUUGGAAGUUGAAUAUUCUGAAGAACCUGGCUUUUUGUAUUAUAUCAAGUAUCGCGUUGCUGGAGGUUCAAGGAGCGAUUUUCUGACAAUUGCAACAACGCGUCCAGAGACUUUAUUUGGUGAUACUGCUCUGGCAGUGCAUCCUGAGGAUGAACGCUAUUCUAAAUACGUAGGAAUGAACGCUAUUGUUCCCCAGACAUAUGGACGUCAUAUACCUAUCAUCUCUGACAAGUAUGUUGAUAAAGAAUUUGGCACUGGAGUAUUAAAGAUAAGCCCUGGCCAUGAUCACAAUGACUACCUUCUUGCUCGAAAACUUGGUCUGCCAAUACUCAAUGUAAUGAACAAAGAUGGGACGCUUAAUGAUGUUGCUGGGCUGUACAGUGGUCUCGAUCGAUUUGAAGUGAGGGAAAAACUCUGGAAAGAUCUGGAGGAGAUAGACUUAGCAGUUGAAAAAAAGCCUUAUACUUUGCGAGUUCCUAGAUCCCAACGCGGUGGAGAAAUAAUUGAGCCUUUGGUGAGCAAGCAAUGGUUUGUAACCAUGGAGCCUUUGGCUGAGAAAGCCCUCAAGGCAGUUGAAAAAGGAGAACUAAACAUCAUGCCUGAUAGAUUUGAGAAGAUAUAUAAUCACUGGCUUACAAAUAUCAAGGAUUGGUGUAUAAGUCGGCAGCUGUGGUGGGGACAUCGCAUACCAGUUUGGUACAUUGUGGGCAAAGAUUGUGAAGAAGAGUAUAUAGUUGCUAGAAGUUCAGAUGAAGCUAUUACUAAAGCUCGUGAGAAGUAUGGAAAAAAUGUUGAAAUAUAUCAGGACCCAGAUGUCCUUGACACUUGGUUUUCGAGUUCUCUUUGGCCAUUUAGUACUUUGGGAUGGCCUGACGUUUCAGCUGAAGAUUUCAAGCGGUUUUAUCCAACAUCAAUGCUUGAAACAGGGCAUGACAUCUUGUUCUUCUGGGUGGCACGUAUGGUGAUGAUGGGAAUUGAGUUGACUGGGAAGGUUCCAUUUUCAAAUAUAUAUCUUCAUGGACUUAUCAGGGAUUCUCAAGGGAGGAAAAUGUCCAAAACAUUAGGCAAUGUUGUGGAUCCCAUUGGUACAAUGCAAGAAUUUGGCACAGACGCGCUAAGAUUCACACUUGCUCUAGGAACUGCUGGUCAGGAUCUUAAUUUGUCAACUGAGAGAUUGACCUCCAACAAAGCAUUCACAAAUAAAUUAUGGAAUGCAGGCAAAUUUGUGCUGCAAAAUUUGCCUAAACAAAACGAUACAUCUGCUCUUAGCACUAUGCUAGUCUAUGAGUUUAAUAAGGAUGAAUGUCUGCUUACUCUACCCUUACCAGAGUGUUGGGUGGUCUCUAAACUUCAUAUACUUGUUGACACGGUUACCACAAGUUAUGACAAGUUCUUCUUUGGAGAUGUUGGAAGGGAAAUAUAUGAUUUCUUUUGGAGCGACUUUGCUGAUUGGUAUAUUGAAACAAGUAAAGCUCGCUUGUACAAUUCUGAUGGUGGGGCAGUGUCAUCUGUAGCGCAGGCAGUUCUCUUGUAUGUUUUUGAGAACAUAUUGAAAAUGCUACAUCCAUUCAUGCCAUAUGUUACUGAAGAGUUGUGGCAGGCUCUACCCAAUCGGACGGAAGCUCUUAUAGUUUCAAGCUGGCCACAGACUUCACUUCCAAGGCAUACCAACUCCAUCAAAAGAUUUGAAAACUUCCAAGCACUGACCAGAGCAAUUAGAAAUGCUCGAGCCGAAUACUCUGUUGAGCCAGCAAAGCGCAUAUCUGCAUCCAUAGUUGCGAACUCUGAAGUCACUCAAUAUAUCUCUAAAGAGAAAGAAGUUCUAGCUCUUCUCUCCAGACUAGAUCUGCAAAGCAUUCACUUCACAGACUCUCCUCCAAAUGAUGCAAAUCAAUCUGUCCAUCUUGUUGCUGGUGAGGGACUGGAAGCAUAUCUUCCUCUUGCCGAUAUGGUAGAUAUCACUGCAGAAGUUCAGCGUCUUUCUAAGCGCAUAAAUAAGAUGCAAAAAGAGUAUGAUGGGCUUGUGGCACGUUUAAGUUCUCCUGAAUUCAUAGAGAAAGCUCCUAGAGAAAUUAUUGAUGGCAUUAAAGAAAAAGCAUCAGAAGCAGAAGAGAAGUUAACUCUUACCAAGAACCGGCUGACGUUCCUCGAAUCAACAACUGUGGUUGCUGGUAGUAUUCACCCAGCCUAGCGAAAGGUCUUGUGUUCUUGCCAGUUUUGUGAGGAGGAAGGUGGAACAUUUGUGGAAUUUGUGUUCUUUCCAGUUGCAAAAGGUUAGAAACUCGCGGGGUUUGAUGUUUAUAGAGGGAGUAUAGUAAUACGGUAUACUGAAUACUGUGGUCACAGCUCCGUAUGGACUAUGCUCAUUUAAAAGAAAAGAGCUGCCUGCAGACAUCUGGAAUUGGUUGAUCAUUUGUUUGUUGGGCUGUGAAAGUGGGCUAAUAUACGUUUGCUGAGAACUUAGGGUUAUACCAUCAUUAAAUGUGUACAUUUUUGUAGAUAUAGGCAAAAGGACAGUGAAAUGUUAGAAUGUUUGAUUUUUUGCUUUGUAGUGAAGAACACUGGGCCUAUGAGCAGGAUGUUUAGUAUGGCUGACGCUUUUAGUGUUA